Messenger RNA from Gryllus bimaculatus (two-spotted cricket), 168 nucleotides. Lineage: Eukaryota; Metazoa; Arthropoda; Insecta; Orthoptera; Gryllidae. The record is from the annotation of a GenBank genome assembly.
AUGAGAAUUCGUGGAACCGCCGCGGGCCAACAAGAAAAUGAUGACACCCAGAUAAGCGAUUGUGAAUGGCCGUUGGGAAGCAGCGGGCGGACGGAAUCACAAUAUAUAUAUACGAAGGCGACGCCAGCGAUGCCACCAAUGACAUACGCAGGAGCGCAGAAGCAAUAA